This is a messenger RNA of Bombus impatiens (common eastern bumble bee), 2936 nucleotides long. RefSeq names its product rab proteins geranylgeranyltransferase component A 1 (gene Rep). Gene Ontology annotation, biological process: intracellular protein transport; protein geranylgeranylation; small GTPase-mediated signal transduction. The record is from RefSeq and is a predicted model, not a curated record. The coding region runs from base 168 to 1961 and encodes 597 amino acids. The transcript has 12 exons. Gene Ontology annotation, molecular function: GDP-dissociation inhibitor activity. Gene Ontology annotation, cellular component: Rab-protein geranylgeranyltransferase complex; cytoplasm; nucleus. Lineage: Eukaryota; Metazoa; Arthropoda; Insecta; Hymenoptera; Apidae.
GUCUUUCGAGGAUAAAUCCCGACGAAUCAGCGGUCAGUUCAGUUACAGUUCGGUUAGUCUGCAGCGUCUUGUUCUGUCAAACUGGAGUUUCGAGACUGUCGUGAAACAGUGAAAGUUCGAAGCGAAAGCGAAACGACGGGAGUGGCCCUUCACUCAACCUGGAAGCCAUGGAGGACUAUCUGCCAAAUGAAUAUGAUGUCGUCGUCGUAGGGACGGGUAUGACGGAGUCUAUUGUCGCAGCAGCUGCAAGUAGAAUCGGUAAAAAGGUCCUUCACCUAGACAGCGAUGAAUAUUAUGGUGGUCUAUGGGCAACAUUUAACUUUGAUGGGCUACAGAAAUGGAUAGAAGACCUAAAAGUUCCCAAAAACACGACCAAGGAUCUAUCUGAAGCCGAUUUGGAACCUGAAGAAAAAUUUCUAAAAACUAGCAAUGAAUAUUCAACUGUUGAAAAUAUUGAGGAAACAUGGUAUAUUUCAAAUGAAGCUGAUCUGCCAGUAGUUUCUUCAAAAGAUACUCAGACUGAUAGUACUGGAGAUGUUAGUGGAAGUGAUGAUGAAAAAGCUGAUGAUGAUAAAGUUGAAAAAAAAGAGAAUGUUAAACAGUGGAGUAUAGAUCGUAUAAGAAAAGAAUACAGAAAGUUUAAUAUUGACUUGGCGCCAAAGUUAUUAUUUGCGCGAGGUGAACUAGUUGAGCUCUUAAUCUCCAGUAACAUUGCUCGUUAUGCGGAAUUUCGUGCAGUGUCCAGAGUAGCUACAUUCAUGGAUGGGAAAUUGACACAAGUACCUUGCUCAAGAGCUGACGUGUUUGCAAAUAAAACUGUUAGUGUUGUUGAGAAAAGAAUGUUAAUGCAACUGCUCACUUCAUGCAUGGAGCAAGGCGCAGAUAGUCCAGAAUUUGAUGGAUUCCGUGAUAAAACCUUCUUAGAAUAUUUAAACACGAAAAAUUUAACACCAAUCGUGCAGCAUUAUGUUGUUCAAGCAAUUGCUAUGGCUACUGAAAAGACUUCUUGUAGAGAUGGUGUGAAUCGCACGAAACAUUUUUUGAAUAGUCUUGGACGAUAUGGAAAUACACCCUUUCUUUGGCCUAUGUAUGGUAGUGGAGAGCUACCUCAGUGCUUUUGCAGAUUAUGUGCAGUAUUUGGAGGAGUUUACUGUUUAAAAAGGCAGCUUGAUGGUGUAGUAAUAAACAAAAAUAAAUGCAAAGCUAUCAUUAGUGGCAAACAAAGAAUAAGUUUGGAACAUUUAGUUCUUGGUCAAGGUCAUCUGCCACCGGAAGUUGUAGCUUUUGAAGGAGAGCAACGAAUAUCACGUGGAAUUUUCAUUACGGACAGGUCAAUUAUGCAAGGUGAGAAGGAAAAUUUGACACUUUUAUAUUAUCCUCCGGAACAACCUGAUCAGGAACCUGUUACACUGAUUGAAUUGGGACCAUCUACAAAUGCUUGCCCUCAAGGAUUGUUUAUGGUUCACAUGACAUGUAAGCGAACAACAAAUGCAAAGGAAGACUUGGCCUAUGUUGUCAAUAAAUUUUUAAGAGCUGAGCCGCUUGAUCCAUUAGCCAUUCGUUCAUCUAUCCAUAGCCAUACACAGACUGUUUCUCCAGAUAAAAGACAUAUUCAGGAAGGUGAUCAAGAUAAUAGAGAGGAGUCUACAGAGAGUCCAAAGCCUCAAGUUUUAUGGUCAUUGUACUUAAACCUACCUGCAAGUGAUAUUAAAUUAGAAGAGUCCACGCCAAGUAACCUUCAUCUGUGUUCAGGACCAGAUUUAGAGCUUGAUUUCGAUUUUGCAGUUAAUCAGGCGAAGAGCAUCUUUGAAUCUAUGUAUCCUGACAAAGAUUUCCUUCCACGUGCACCUGAUCCAGAAGAAAUCGUACUUGAAGGAGAAGAAGCGCCAGGACCGAAAUUUGAGGGAGAUACAGAGGCUGAAGAGAAACAAGAUGUUGAGAAAGCCGAAAAAGAGGAUUAAAUGAUCUUUUUUCGUCUUUUCAUCUUGAAAACACGGGCCAGCUCCCUUAGCCGCACACCUCUUUCUAUCCAAAGUUACACGCGUCUUCUUUCGUUUGAAAGUCGGAAAACUUUUAUUCGAAUGAUUAACGAACAUUUUGUUUGUAAUUGAAUUACCAGUUAUGUCCGUAAAUAGUGCUAGAUAUUAUUUUAAUCUAAAUGUUUAUUUAAAUUAAAAACGAAAUUAUACUAUUUAUUUCGACUGUAUAAAACAUUGUUUUUGCCUAGCACUCUUUGUAGACGAAACUGUUUGGAAAAAAACUUUGGUUUCUUUGAAGAAUUUUCAUUGCUAAUCAACUUAAAAGUUGUUCGUAAAUUUUCGAAUAAAAUUCCAAUCGACUGGCGCUCAAGUCUGCGUUACACUCGCUCUUUUAUUAAAUUACGGAUCAAUCGGCCGAAAGCAUUAGUUUUUCUUUCUUUCCUUUCUGGUCAAACAAAUUUACUUUCAAUGUUAAGUUUCGAGGAAGUGAAAUGUAGUUUUAUGAUAAUAUAUAAGAGAGAUGUGGAAGAACUAAAACGAAGGAUAGAUAGUAUUUAUAAACUAAUUCUUCAUUAAGUUACGUUAGAUUUAAAAUUAAUCAUAAAUAAAAAAUAUAUACGAUAAUUCAAUAAUUUAUAAAUGUGAUCGAUUUCUAAUUUAAUCGGAAAUUAUUAAGACAAUUUAGCAUCGAUUAUAUUUAUAAAUUGCUGACUUAUAAGGAUACAAUGAGAAAAUAAAGUUCUAAAAUAAUAAAAUUCUCAUUAAUCUUAUUUUCUCUAAUCACUACGAAUGUAAAAAAGCACAUCAUUCCACGUUUCUCUACUAUAUCAAUAUAAAAGAUAUCAUAAUGUCUUUUAUCGGAUUAUUAAUACGUAUUAUACAUCAUUAGUGUAUUUAUUACGCAUUAUAUUGCAUAGCAUAGUUUACUCAUUAUAUAUUGUUAGUGUAAGAACAAAU